Messenger RNA from Mercenaria mercenaria, 2391 nucleotides. Its product is annotated as choline dehydrogenase, mitochondrial-like. Gene Ontology annotation, cellular component: mitochondrial inner membrane. Bases 452 to 2248 code for a protein of 598 amino acids. The record is from RefSeq and is a predicted model, not a curated record. Lineage: Eukaryota; Metazoa; Mollusca; Bivalvia; Venerida; Veneridae. The transcript is spliced from 2 exons. Gene Ontology annotation, molecular function: flavin adenine dinucleotide binding; choline dehydrogenase activity.
AACAGUACAUAACGGCACUUGAAGAAAACUUUACGUAAAGACGAUUAUCGUAUGACGUGACCUCAAAUGGCCAGAUUACGAUGUUAUGGUAGUUAUAAAAGAUAAGAAAUUCAUCAAACCUAGUUUUUAACCUUAGUGAAUGAAAUGGGAUUUAGAAAGGCAGUUGUUUAUUAAAAGCGUUACAAGCGUAAAAAGGAAAUAUUCAUGAUGAUAUAAAUCUAAAACUUAAUAGAGUUUGAUAACGACGAGGUCAGAUGUGAAACAAAGGAAGUUCAAAAUCAGUAUAGAUGCAGUUAUACAUUCCAUAGAAAAGUUGUCGUAAAUCAUUACGAUUCAAAUGAUGUUACAUUAAAAGAAAUGUAAAUUACAAGGCACAUCGUUGCCAGGUAUAUAUAUAUGAAAAAAUAUUAUUUUUAACAACAGUUCUGUAACUUUAAUAAAUACACACAAAAUGUCUCGCUGUGUUCAGUUUAAAAUAAAUGGUAGGUUACUUAGGAUGCAAAAUACAUUGCUCAAGAGUGUCUUUGGAGGACAUAAGUACAACCUCUCAACGUCAUGUAGGAAACAUUUUUCUACACAAAACAACGUUCCAGCCUAUGACUACAUAAUUGUUGGGGCGGGAUCAGCAGGAUGCGUGUUGGCCAAUAGACUAACUGAAAGUAGGCAGGAUAAAGUGUUACUUAUGGAGGCAGGACCGAAAGAUCAUUCAUGGAAGAUCUGGAUGCCUGCUGCGUUAAUGUAUAACCUCUGUGAUGACAAAUAUAACUGGUAUUACCACACUGAGCCCGAACCCGCUAUGAAUAAUCGUGUACAAUAUUGGCCUCGUGGACGUGUAUGGGGUGGAUCCUCAUCCCUAAAUGCUAUGGUUUACAUUCGUGGACAUGCUUUUGAUUAUGAUCGUUGGGAGAAGGAAGGUGCAAGCAACUGGUCGUAUGCAGAUUGUUUGCCAUAUUUUAAAAAAUCACAGACGCAUGAGCUUGGUGAGGACGAGUAUCGAGGCGGGAGUGGACCACUGCACGUUUCCCGUGGAAUAACUAAUAAUCCCUUACAUCGUGCAUUUAUUGAGGCCGGGAAACAAGCCGGUUACCCUUUUACUGAAGAUAUGAAUGGCUACCAACAGGAAGGGGUUGGAUGGAUGGAUAUGACAAUUCACAAAGGUCUGAGGUGGAGUGCAGCUGCUGCAUACCUCCAUCCCAUUAAAAACGAAAGAAAAAAUCUUGAAACCAAGGUGAAAGUUUUGACUACAAAAGUGUUGUUUGACAAGGACAGAGCCAUUGGAAUUGAAUACGAGGAGAAUGGUGAGGUAAAGAAAGCACUGGCAAGUAAGGAAGUGAUUCUUAGUGGCGGUGCCAUAAAUACACCACAACUUCUGAUGCUUUCUGGGGUAGGGAACGCAGACGAUUUGAUGAAGCUUGAUAUUCCUGUUAUUGCUAAUCUUCCAGGAGUUGGUGAUAACUUGCAAGAUCAUUUAGAUAUGUGUAUACAGUACAAGUGUACAAAGCCAAUCACUUUGUAUAGCGCUCAGUGGAAGUUUCCUCAUAACAUGGUUAAGAUUGGGCUUCAGUGGAUUCUGUUUAAAAAAGGAUGGGGAGCCACAACCCAUUUUGAAAGCGGUGGCUUCAUUUGUAGCAGACCAGGUGUGGAACAUCCCGAUCUUCAGAUACAUUUUCUGCCGUUUGCAUCUAAUGAUCAUGGUAGGAUUAAUGCAAACUGUCAUUCAUUUAUGAUCCAUAUAGGUGGAAUGAGACCGACAAGUACAGGUUAUUUGAAACUUAAAUCUAGAAAUCCAAGGGAACAUCCAAAAAUUGUUGCAAAUUAUCUUACAACUGAAAAAGAUAUGCAGGAAAUGAGAGAUGCUGUAUUACUUUCCCGUGAAAUAAUUGCUCAGAAGGCUUUUGAUGAAUUCAGAGGAGAAGAAAUACAGCCAGGCGAUAAAGUUCAAUCUGCGGAACAAAUAGAUGAUUUUAUCCGUAACAUUUCUGACAGUAACUACCAUCCUUCAUGUACAUGUAAAAUGGGUCAGCCAAGUGACAAGAUGGCCGUUGUAGACCCGGAAACUAGCGUAAUUGGAAUUAAAAACUUGCGUGUUGUCGAUGCGUCUAUCAUGCCAAGUAUAGUGAGCGGGAACUUGAAUGGACCAACCAUUAUGAUCGCAGAGAAGGCUGCCGACAUUAUUAGAGGAAUCCCGCCAAUUCCAAGGUCUAACGCUCCAGUAUACAAACAUAAAACCAUUAGUUAUCAGAAAUGAAGUACUUUGGUUUAGUACUAAUUAAUCUUUACAGUAAUCAAGUUCUUUCGCUUUCAUAUAAUUUUAGAUAUCUAUAUAAGGUAAUAUUAUAUGUCACUUUCAGUCAAUGUUGUACAAGCUUUAAUAAUUAAAUUGAUACAUUU